UUUUUGAAUCUUCAGAGCCACCGUAUGAGUUUACAAACCGGCACUUCGUGUGGGCAUAUACAAAACACAGGCGGUUUGGUACGCUAAUUAUAAAUCCUUUUGAACAAUUAUAAUAAUAAGCAAAAAAUUAGGCAUGUCUGAAAAAGGAGAAGUCGACUUAACUGGGGCUAAGCAGAAUACUGGUGUCUGGCUUGUUAAGGUCCCUAAGUAUCUGUCACAGCAAUGGAACAAAGCAACGGGAAGAGGUGAAGUCGGAAAGCUCAGAAUCGGAAAGAAUCAAGGAAAAGCAGAGGUGUCCUUCACGCUGAACGAGGAUCUGACCACCAUCGACACCAUCGGGGAGAAGCCGACGACCGUGCGCGCCCCCCGGGAGCAUCCGUUCACCAUGCAGACCGUGGGGGGCCAGACCCUGGCCGUGUUCACAGAGUCCUCCUCAGGCCAGUCAGAAGAGAAAUCUGACGGCGGAGUUCCAGACAAAGUAGCCCUGGAGGGAGUGGUGGUGCAGAGGGCCGAAUGCAGACCCGCGGUCAGCGAGAACUACAUGAAAUUAAAAAAACUGCAGAUAGAGGAGUCGUCCAAACCCGUACGCCUGUCGCAGCAGCUGGAUAAAGCGGUCACCACCAACUACAGGCCCGUGUCCAAUCACCACUACAACGUGGAGUACGAGAAGAGGAGGAGGGAGGAAGGCAAGCGCGCGCGAGCUGACAGACAGCAGGUCCUGGACAUGCUUUUCUCUGCCUUUGAGAAACACCAGUAUUACAACAUCAAGGACCUGGUGGACAUUACCAAGCAACCGGUGACGUACCUGAAGGAGAUACUGCGGGACAUCGGCAUCUACAAUGUAAAAGGCACGCACAAAAACACAUGGGAACUGAAGCCGGAGUAUCGGCAUUACCAGGCGGAGGAGAAGAGCGACUAGCCGUGCCCUCGAUUAGCUAGGGCACCGUGCCCUCUGAGGGGCUUGCCCUCAUUGGCACUGCCCCCUCUUCAGUGCCAUGCUAAUUGCUCGCUUUUGUAGCACUGACUGGCAUUUCAAUUUAUUAUUCUGUUUUUUUUUUUUUUUCUUCAACUGUUAAUGAGCUGAUUCCCAUGGCCAGAGACAUUGUGACUGCGAAGGCAGUGCUUUCAGUCCAAACACUUUCUGGCAAUUUCUGAGGGAAAGGAUAGCUGUUCAUCAUUAUCAUCUUUUUUUUUUUUUUUUUUAAAUAAUGUUAAGUACAUAACAAUAACCAUGGUCAGCUAUAAUUAGUUAUUGUGUGUCUGUAAUAAAGGAAGGUAGUGUGAUUUUGGCAUUUAUAUAGAGUGUAUCCAUGUCCAGGAGUACGUAAGACAUUUAUUUGUCAUAUCAUCGAUGUUUUUUUUUGUAUGGUUCUUUAAGGAGACUCACUUUGUAAAGUAACAUGUCCAAUAAAUGUUGUCAUUUGGA
Molecule: messenger RNA, 1426 nt
Organism: Anguilla rostrata (American eel)
Lineage: Eukaryota; Metazoa; Chordata; Actinopteri; Anguilliformes; Anguillidae
Product: general transcription factor IIF subunit 2
Exons: 9
Coding region: 134-919 (261 amino acids)
Biological process (GO): transcription by RNA polymerase II; transcription initiation at RNA polymerase II promoter
Cellular component (GO): transcription factor TFIIF complex
Source: RefSeq, a predicted model, not a curated record